UUGCCCAAAAAGAAAAGCGUAAGGUUUGCUGACCAUGAUUUGUAUGAAGAUGAUGAUGAAGCGGAGCAUACAGAGAACGAUUAUCUCUCCAGAAAACCAGGUUACACCCAGCGUCCUGUAUCAGCCAAGGCAGUCAUGCAGACUACCUCGGCAGAACCCACAGGAAAACCACCACGUGUGGCCAGUGCUGGCAUCCACCGUACAUGGAUUGGGCCGCAGAAACACAAGUCAACGAUACGACCACAGGCAGCUGCUCAUAUCAUAACCCAAAACAGAACACCAGCGAUGGGGCUCAACGGCACGACAGACAAAUCUGUUACUGUGACCAACAACAAUUUCAUGAGUAAAGUUCCAGUACAGAAUGGAAAGGGCGCCAAUGGCUCCCCUGGUGGGUCAGAGGUUAUGGUAUAUAAUCUGUCCAGACUAAACAAUGCUGCAGCUUCCAACAAAAGUUCUGUGGCUUCAAACAAAAAUGAAACAAAUUCUCACCAUCAACAGCCAUCUGUCAGUCAUUUUCCUCCGUCUCAAGGGGUUGGUGCUGGUGGCAAAGUAUAUGAUACGCCUGUGUACGAUGAAAAUGGGAUGCGUGUUGACCGAACACCAACAGACGACGAGAUUAACUUUCUCUGGGACAAAGUACGGACUUGUCUGAAUCGUAGUGGAUCAACUGCUGUUGUUGAACCAGAGAAAGCUAUCCAGUCAAAUGAACAACAUUCAUCCCAGCCUCGACAGGCUGCCACUAUGUCCAGUACUUAUAUUGAUGGGGCAGCCUUGGGACAGAUAUACAACACCCGGGUGGCUCCCCCACAGGCCCACACACAGCCAUACACUAACCCAGCCUCCCACCAGAGGAAACCAGCCAGUGCAAGUGAUCAGGCAUACGCCCGCAGGUAUGGACUUCUGCAGCAGAGGCGGCAACACAACCCCAACAACUUGAGUAAGGCCCCAGCCUCUGCACCCAGUAGGGAGUUCAUCACUUACCACGGCCCUGUCAUGAGCAAUACAGAACCUCAACAAGGAACAACUCCUUUACCUCCUGAUGCCAGUGAAAGCAUGGCAGCGUUCAUGGUGGCGGAGCAGUUAACCCAGCAGUCCAUGUCUGAUAGCCAGAUCAAUGUGGCGAUGGAGGAGGCCCAGAAGAGACAGCAGACCAACAACAACGCCAGACCAAACCAAAAAG
Molecule: messenger RNA, 1180 nt
Organism: Mizuhopecten yessoensis (Yesso scallop)
Lineage: Eukaryota; Metazoa; Mollusca; Bivalvia; Pectinida; Pectinidae
Exons: 3
Biological process (GO): mitotic spindle organization; non-motile cilium assembly; cytoplasmic microtubule organization
Cellular component (GO): midbody; ciliary base; centrosome
Source: RefSeq, a predicted model, not a curated record